Lactuca sativa (garden lettuce) is the source of this 4206-nucleotide messenger RNA. Its product is annotated as putative disease resistance RPP13-like protein 1. Lineage: Eukaryota; Viridiplantae; Streptophyta; Magnoliopsida; Asterales; Asteraceae. Gene Ontology annotation, molecular function: ADP binding. The record is from RefSeq and is a predicted model, not a curated record.
AGUCUUCACUAUAAACAAUGGCUGAAAUUGUUCUUUCUGCAUUCUUGACGGUAGUCUUUGAAAAACUUGCCUCUGAAAGCUUGAAGAAGAUCGCUCGCUCCAAGGGAGUUGAUUCUGAGCUAAAGAAAUUGAAGAGGUCAUUAGACCAGAUCCAAGAUCUGCUUAAUGAUGCUUCUCAGAAGGAAAUAGCUAAUAAAGUUGUUAAAAGAUGGCUAAAUGGUCUCCAACAUUUGGCUUAUGACAUAGACGACCUACUUGAUGAUUUGGCAACUGAAGCUAUUCAUCGUGAGUUGACCGGUGAAUUUGGAGCCUCAACCAGAUUGGUAAGAAAGCUAAUCCCAACUUGUUUCAUAAAUUUCCCACUAAGUACCAGGAUGCACAAGUUAGAAAAUAUUACCCUCAAGCUACAAGAACUGGUAGCGGAAAAAGAUAAUCUUGGUUUAAGUGUAAAAGGUGAUAGCCCAAAACAGAUGAACAGAAGAUUACAAACCUCUUUGAUAGAUGCAUCUACCAUUGUUGGACGUGAAGGUGAUAAGGAUGCAUUGAUCCAUAAGCUACUGAAGGAUGAACCAAGUGACAGGAACUUUAGCAUUGUGCCCAUAGUUGGUAUGGGUGGGGUGGGUAAGACCACUCUAGCUAGACUUUUGUAUGACGAGAUGCAAGAGAAGGAUCGCUUUGAACUCAAGGCAUGGGUUUGUGUUUCUGAUGAGUUUGAUAUCUACAAUAUAAGCAAAAUUAUCUUACAAUCGAUAGGUGGUGGAAACCAAGAAUUCACGGACUUAAACCUGCUUCAAGUAGCUUUAAAAGAGAAGAUUUCAAAGAAACGGUUUCUUCUUGUUCUUGAUGAUGUUUGGAGUGAAAGCUAUUCCGAUUGGGAAAUUCUAGCACGUCCAUUUCUUGCAGGGGCACCAGGAAGUAAGAUUAUCAUGACGACCCGGAAGCUGUCGUUGCUAACCAAACUCGGUUACAAUCAACCUUACAACCUUUCGGUUUUGUCACAUGAGAAUGCUUUGUCUUUAUUCUGUCGACAUGCAUUGGGUGAAGAUAACUUUGAUUCACAUCCAGCACUUAAACCACAUGGCGAAGGCAUUGUUGAAAAGUGUGAUGGUUUGCCAUUGGCUUUGAUCGCACUUGGUAGGCUGUUGAGGACAAAAACAGACAAGGAAGAAUGGAAGGAACUAUUGAAUAGUGAGAUAUGGGGGUCAGGAGAGGGAGAUGAGAUUGUUCCAGCUCUUAGACUAAGCUACAAUGAUCUUUCUGCCUCUUUGAAGCAGUUGUUUGCAUACUGCUCCCUGUUCCCCAAGGACUACAUGUUCAAUAAGGAGGAGUUAGUUCUAUUGUGGAUGGCAGAAGGGUUUUUGCACCAAUCAGCCACCAACAAGACAAUGGAACGCUUGGGUCAUGAAGGUUUUGACGAGUUGUUGUCAAGAUCAUUUUUUCAACAUGCACAUGAUGACGAAUCGUUGUUUGUGAUGCAUGACCUGAUGAAUGACUUGGCCGCAUCUGUUGCUGGAGAUUUCUUUUCAAGGUUGGACAUUGAGAUGAAGAAGGAAAUUAGGAAGGAAGCUUUGGAAAAGUACAGGCAUAUGUCAUUUGUUUGUGAGGAUUACAUGGUUUACAAAAAGUUUGAGGCAUUUAAAGGAGUUGGAAAUUUGAGAACAUUCUUAGCCCUGUAUUCUGGAAAAAAAGAAAGUUGGAGAACUUUUUACUUAUCAAACAAGGUCCUGGAUGACUUACUUCACGAGUUACCUUUGUUAAGGCUCCUGAGUUUGUGCCAACUUAGCAUAAGUGUGGUACCUGAAUCCAUUGGUAGUUUGAAGCACCUGCGGUAUCUUAAUUUAUCUCAAACUCUAAUCACAUAUUUACCAGAUAAUGUCUGCAACCUUUAUAAUUUACAGACUUUGAUUGUUUCUGGCUGUUAUAGUUUGAAAAAAAUUCCCAUGAGCCUCUCAAAGCUUAAAAAUUUGCGGCAUUUUGACAUGAGGGACACUCCACUUAUAAAGAAGAUGCCCUUAGGGAUUCUUCAAUUGAAAAGCCUACAAACUCUCUGUGGGAUCUUUAUUGAAGGAGACAACAAAUUUUCAAUAACUGAGCUUAAAGACUUAAAGGAUCUCCAAGGGAAAAUUUCCAUUAAGGAGUUGGAAAAAGUACAAAGCGCAAUGCAUGCACAUGAAGCGAGUUUGUCCCAAAAGAGGCUAAGUGAGUUGGAGGUGGAAUGGAGUAAUGUAUUUGAUGUUUCUCGAAAUGAAACACUUGAAAAGGAGGUCCUGAAUGUGCUGAAGCCUUGUAGUGAUAAUCUAAAAAAGCUCAGAAUUGUGUCAUAUGGAGGUAUAGAGUUUCCAAGUUGGGUUGGGGAUCCCUUGUUUGUUCGGCUGACUCAUGUUUCGAUAAGAGGUUGUAAAAGGUGUACUUCUCUACCGACACUUGGGCAGUUACCAUUACUUAAGGAGUUGUUUAUUGCAAAGAUGAAUGGGGUAAAAUUUGUGGGUCUGGAGUUGUUUGGGACUGGUCGUGCUUUCCCUUCACUUAAAACUCUACGUUUUGAAAACAUGAAUGGGUGGGAGGUAUGGUCGACCAAUAAUAGUGGGUUACUUGCGGAUACAACAUUUCCAUGCCUUAAAGAGCUUCGUAUUGCAUAUUGUCCAAAUUUGGUUAGAGUCUCACUCGAAGCAUUACCUUCACUGAGGGUUCUAACGAUUUGUGGUUGUGGCCAUGAAGUGUUAAGAAGUUUGGUUCGUCUAGCUUCAUCAGUCACGGAGUUGAAUAUAACAGAUAUUUCAGGACUUAAUGAUCAGGUGUGGGGAGGUGUUAUAGAGCAUCUUGGGGCUGUUGAAGAACUAAGCAUCUCAAGGUGUAAUGAAAUAAGAUACUUGUGGGAAUCAGAAGUAGAGGCAAGUAAUGUUCUUGUGAAUUUAAGGAAGGUGGAAGUAUCUUAUUGUUCGAAUUUGGUGAGCUUAGGAGAGAAAGAGGAUAAUUGUGGGAGCAACCUAACGUCUCUUACAACCUUAACCAUAUGGAAUUGUAAAAGCUUGGAGCAUUGCAGCUGUCCAAAUAGCGUUAAGUCACUUUCCAUCUCGUAUUGUGAUAAAUUAUUGGAAAAGGAGUUGGUAGGAGGACAAGAGAAGCCUCUGAUCAACUCAAACAUACAGAUGCUUGAAUCUGUAUUGAUAACUCAUUGUCGCAGUCUGAAAUCGAUCACUGAAUUGAGUUUCUUCAAUCACCUUAGUGAGCUCUACAUAAUCAAUUGUCCAAAUAUUGAGACAUUUCCUGACCCCGAGUUGCUGAAACUCAAUGUCUUAACAGUUCUGAAAAUAGUAGGUUGUCAAAGUAUGGAUGCUUCCUUUUCUCAUGGGCUUUGGCCUCCAAAAUUGUGCCGCCUUGAAAUAGGGGGGCUGAAGAAGCCCAUUUCAAAGUGGGGCCCACAGACUUUUCCAACCUCACUUGUGAGCCUAGGUUUAACAGGUGGACAGUCAGAAGAUGUGAGUAAUUUCAGUCGGUUGUCCCAUCUUCUUCCUUCAUCUCUUACAUCUCUUGACAUAAUUGGAUUUGAGAAAGUGGAAUCAGUUUCAAUGGGACUCCAACACCUCACCUCCCUCCAGAAUCUCAACAUUAUUAACUGCCCUAAGGCAACAGAUCUACCAGAAAUGUUGCUGCCUUCACUUUUGAGUUUGAGAAUUAUCGGAUGCCCAAAUCUGAAAGAAAGGAGUAGUAAAAGAGGCUCAUACUUUCUCCUCAUCUCACGUAUCCCCUACACCAGCAUACUCUAAGCAGUUACAAAGUUACGCUGGAGGUCGCGUUGCUUUAUGAAAUUUGAGAAAUUGAAAUCAGUUUCAAUGAGACUCCAAAACCUCACUCCUCUCCAGGAUCUCGCUGUUGAAAACCGCCCAAAGAUGAGAUGAUACAUCAACUGAAAGUGUUUCUGCCUUCACUUUCGAGUUUGAGAAUCUACCGAUGCCCAGAACUGAAAGAAAGAGUAGCAGAAGAGGCUCCUACUGGCCCCUAAUCUCCCAUAUCCCCUGGGAAUUACAAAAUUAAUAUGAGGGGAAGCCCAUUCCUCUGUCAUUGACCUCUUGUAGUUUUCAGAUGAAUAUACGCAUAAAUUAGAUAUUAGAUUUUUCUUUCACUCAUAAAGAAGACUUCAGAGAUUAUCCAAGCUAAAGUAUGUAAUCAUAAAUGAUAUGUUUUUGUCCUGGUAUCAGAAAAUCC